Rotaria sordida is the source of this 1236-nucleotide messenger RNA. Lineage: Eukaryota; Metazoa; Rotifera; Eurotatoria; Philodinida; Philodinidae. The record is from the annotation of a GenBank genome assembly.
AUGUUAGAUUAUUUAAAAGAAACAAAAGAUGUUGAAUAUUUUACUUCAUUAGCAACAUUAAUGGCUAAUUGUAGUGUAUUUGAUCUUGAUACAUUUGAACGUUGUAUUAAAGCUGAAGUACUUGGUGUUGGUUCGAAAGAAAUGGCUGGAGAAAAAAAUUUACAUGAUGCUGAUUUUAUAAUAUCACUUUUUCGUUUUUGUCAACUUUUAUGUGAAGGACAUAAUCUUGAAUUUCAAAAUUAUCUUCGUUUACAAAUUGGAAGUAGUACAAAUGUGAAUAUUAUUAUUUGUACUGUUGAUUAUUUACUUAGUUCACAAGAAUCAUUAAUGGAUUUUUAUUGGCAUUAUUCAGGCAAAGAAACAAUUGAUGCAUAUGGAAAAGAAAAUCUUUGUCGAGUUAUUAUUGUUGCUAAACAAGUUUUUAAUACAUUAACAGAAUAUAUUCAGGGUCCAUGUUCACAAAAUCAAUUAGCAUUAGCAAAUAGUCGUUUGUGGGAUGCAAUUGCUGGAUUUUUCUAUAUUUUUGCACAUAUGCAAAGAGAAUUAUCUCAAGAUCCAACACAAAUUGAAUUAUUACAUGAAUAUAUGAAAUUACAAAAAGAUAUGAUUAUUAUGUUAUUAUCAAUGCUUGAAGAUUUAAUAACAUCUGAAGCUUUUCAAGAAUAUGAUAUAAAUAAAGAUGGAUUUAUUUCUCCAAAAGAAUUUCGUCGAGCUAUGGAAACACAAAAAGUCUAUACAAAUCAAGAUAUAGAUUAUAUAUUAAAUUGUGUUGAUAUAAAUCAAGAUGGAAAAAUUGAUUUUAUGGAAUUUACAGAACGUUUUCAUAAUCUAGCUAGAGAUAUUGGUUUUAAUAUGGCUAUUUUAUUAACAAAUUUAUCUGAACAUAUGCCACAUGAUAUACGUUUACAACGUUUAAUGGAUAAAGGAAAAAGUUUUCUAUCAUAUUUUCAAGAUCAUCUUGAUAGAAUUGAAAUAAAAGGUGGUGCUGAUUAUAUUGAACGUGAAUCGAAAAAAACAUUUUUACAUUUAGUUAUUAAUGAAACAGAUGAUAAAGAAAAAUUAGAACAAUUUAUUAACUUUUGUGAAGAUACUAUUUUUGAAAUGCAACAUGCAGUUGCUAUCAGUGGUGAAGAAGAUGAUCAAACAUAUCGAAGAGCAAAAUCUUCAAAUAUUGAAUCAAAUAUUGUUCAUCCACCAACAUGUAAACCUAUGAAAUUAGCUCUAUCAUAUUCUUGA